AUGCUCCCGUCGGGACAUGCAUGGAGGAAGUGCUCUGGGGCAGCCAGGGACCAGUGCAUCUGCAUGGGCUUGGAUCUGAAGCCUAGUAACAUUGUAGUAAAGUCAGACUGCACCCUUAAGAUCCUUGACUUUGGCCUGGCUCGCACGGCGUGCACCAACUUUAUGAUGACCCCCUAUGUGGUGACACGGUAUUACCGGGCACCCGAAGUCAUCCUGGGCAUGGGCUACAAAGAGAACGUGGACAUCUGGUCUGUCGGGUGCAUCAUGGCAGAAAUGGUCCUCCAUAAAGUCCUGUUCCCAGGAAGAGACUAUAUUGAUCAGUGGAAUAAAGUUAUUGAGCAGCUAGGAACACCAUCUGCAGAUUUCAUGAAGAAACUUCAGCCAACUGUGAGGAAUUAUGUAGAAAACAGACCAAAGUAUCCUGGAAUCAAAUUUGAAGAACUCUUUCCAGAUUGGAUAUUCCCAUCAGAAUCUGAACGAGACAAAAUUAAAACAAGUCAAGCCAGAGACUUAUUAUCAAAAAUGUUAGUCAUAGAUCCCGACAAGCGAAUCUCUGUAGAUGAAGCUUUGCGUCACCCUUAUAUCACUGUUUGGUAUGACCCUGCUGAAGCAGAAGCGCCACCACCUCAAAUUUAUGAUGCCCAGUUGGAAGAGAGAGAACAUGCAAUUGAAGAAUGGAAAGAGCUAAUUUACAAAGAAGUAAUGGAUUGGGAAGAAAGAAGCAAGAAUGGUGUUGUGAAAGAUCAACCUUCAGAUGCAGCAGUAAGCAGCAACGCCACUCCUUCUCAGUCCUCGUCCAUCAAUGACAUUUCAUCCAUGUCCACGGAGCAGACGCUGGCCUCGGACACAGACAGCAGCCUGGAUGCCUCGACAGGACCCCUGGAAGGCUGUCGAUGAUAAGUUAGAAAUAGCAAGCUUGUCAUCAGUGAAGGAACUCUCACUUCCAUGGGCGUGAAAUGCUUGGGAGUUGAUGGAACCAAAUAGAAAAACUCCAUGUUCUGCAUGUAAGAAACAUGAUGCCUUGCCCCUACUCAGUUGUACUAGGCUUGCCUUGCUUAGAUUAUAAAAUGAAGCAGAUUAUGUCUAAAGAAAAAAAAGUACAAACCACACAUUUAGAAAUUUUGUUCAAGGUCAUUUCAGGUGAGCAAUUAGAAUAUAUGAAUUUUUUUUUUAAGUUGUGCGGUAAUAGUGAUCAUUUCCCAUCUUCAGUAACUGUUGGGAUUUAUAUGCAUGACACAAAUGCUUGCUUGGAUUUGCCCUCUAGCACUUUGGAAAUCAGUAUUUAUAAAGCCAAAUAAUCUUCAAGGUAGUGCUGCUUCUAGAAUUGUCUCUUAACCCUCUUAAGUAAUUUUGUGUUUGUCCAGAAAAAAAUAGAUUUAUAUGUAUUAAUUGGCCACCAUCAUAUUAUAAUAUCUUACCUUCUUUUAGGGUAUGAAUUAACUUUCUUUCAUAUUUCAGAAGGAAUAUAAUUAAAUCUAUAUAAUUAAAAAAAUGUAACUUUUCUUUAAUUUGUCAUGUUUUAGGCUGAGAAUUAUCACUGCUAAGACCAGGAUACUUUGUUUUCUCUAAAUUGUGUUAGUCUGGAUGACUGUACAUUCAGUUUUACUGCAUGAUAGCAUUUUAAGUUUUGUUUUACGCUGCUUAAAACAUAUAUAUGUUUAAAAUCCUAUCUACGCCAUCUCUUUUUCCUUGGUCUUCUGGACUUACUAAUUUGAAGUGCUACCUAGAACUUCAUCUUCUUUAUUAGCCACCUAACACCCAUGUCAAUCACAUGAUGGCAAAUAGAUUCUUGACCCCAUCACCUGCUGUUAGAGUAGAAUUUUACGAAGUGAUCACUAAAGAUGAUGGCAGUCACUUGCUGAGUGCUUGUUUUGCUUGCGCCUGGACUGGGUCCUAUCUUACCUCCUCUAGGGUAAGAUACAUGAUUUCACAAGGCAAAGUUUCCCUCUUCCAACACAGCAUUCUUCCUCGACUUUGUUUCACAAGAGAAACCACCCAAACCCCCUUUGGUCUGUUUUCGGAAGCAGGCUGACUCAGAAUGCCUGUUUGUGGUCGUCCUCCAGUUUGUGGAGGCAGUUCCUUUUUCGGAGGGGAGACCUUCUGAGGGAUAGGGAGGAACUGUCCUAAAGGGUAAUUAUUAACUGGUAAACAUUUCCUGAUUUUAAGCUGCUCACCUGAAAUUGAUACUUUCAGACUAAUAUGGAAAUUAUUCAAGAUUCAGUAAGAUCCUGAGUACUGAAGUGUCGUUGCAGAGAUGGAGUUAUGAUGGUCACUCACGGCUACCUGUGCUCGUGAUGCUUUCCCCUGGGCUUAUUCUACUGCAGAUUCAUACCUUUUGUUCAGUUAUUUUGGAAGCUAUUGGGUCAACAUUGUCACAUUCUAUAGAAUGUGUUCUGAGGAGGAACUUUGUUAAGAAAGUUUAUUAUAAAUAUUAUCUAAAAUAUAUGAUUCUCUCUAUACCAUUUGUAUCUUAUUGGUCUUAUCACUGGAAACUGGAACCCUUGAUGAACAAAAUUAAUAUUGAAGUAAUAAAUAGUUUUCUAUUGUGAUGUUUAGACAUGUUCAGCUGUAAGAUGGAAUACUAACUUGGAUUGGGGCAGAAACACCUGUUACAUAGCUGAGGAUUAUUUGGCUUCAGAGGCCUGAUGGUAUAGUGAAGAAAGUUAUCGCUGUACGUAUAUACACAUCUUAAAAUGACCUAAUACACAUUCCUUAAAAAGACUUUACUAAAUCUAUCCUUGACAAGAAAAGGAAAGGGGAGAGUUGUAAAAAUACAUUGUCUGUCCUCAGCUUACGAUAUGCAGCAGAGGAACGGGAGGGCACAUGGAAGGCCCACUGGGUGACUGCAUCCAGCCAGGUGGCGUUUACAAGUGGAGCUAGGUGCCAUGCCCAGGGACUUUCUGCUCACUGCUUCCUCCUCUGUUCACGGAUGAAGUCCACGAUGGUGUGGACGGGUUUUCUGCCAAGACCACCUUCCGUCAGCAAGUGAUGAGUGCACCCCGUCAGGCCACGGUGCUGCAGACCGCAGAGCUCCUCAGAAGUACCUCACCCCAGUUCAGGGUCCUCCCUCCUGAGCUGGGACGUGCUAGGGACCUGGUGCAGUGCAGAUGGUUCCACACUGCUCUCCAUGGAUAAAUUCUGGUGUUGGAUAAAGAACUGAAAAAUGUGCUCAAUUUUUCAUCUUUUCUAUUUUAUUUUUGUAAUUUAUAUUGUACACAACCCUGGAAGUAACUAUUUUGGACACAUAUUUUUAUAAACCAGGUAAUUUAUUAUUAGCCUGGAAUUUGGACUAGGUUCAUUUUGUUUGUUGACUUAGUUUUUUGUUAAAAAGGAAAUGACUGCCUCCCCUGUCAGGUCUUGAUUUCAAGUGCAGGCUCCAGAGAGCAGACAGUCUGUCAGAGUAGGAGAGCAUUCUAGAAACAUCCUGCUCAGCGUUGAUCAGCUGUGGAGACAGGAGACAGAAUCAAGGCUCUGUGCUUGCCUGUGCACCAUGGCGCUCAGAGCCGCAUCCUAAAGGAGAAAAUGCUUGGUAGGCCCCUGCUGACACCCAGAGUCCAAAGUUGAAACACUGAAUGGGAGACUGUUUUAUCCAGAUUUGAUGCUGUAUAAAGUCAUGGUAAUGAUACAUGAUGAGUUCACAUGGUUGAUUUCUAGUGUAACUCCUCUGGUGUUUCAUACUGGUAAUAAACACAGGUGUGACCUUUCAGAUUGCAUAUCUCAAAAGUAACAUUGCCUAAUGUUUUAUAAUAAAAUAUAUUAUGUGUGUUUUGAUUGGUGAAAAUAAUACAAAUACAUUUUAAAAGAGAAGUAUA
Odocoileus virginianus texanus is the source of this 3812-nucleotide messenger RNA. The record is from RefSeq and is a predicted model, not a curated record. Lineage: Eukaryota; Metazoa; Chordata; Mammalia; Artiodactyla; Cervidae.